Plasmopara halstedii is the source of this 933-nucleotide messenger RNA. RefSeq lists its product as uncharacterized. The record is from RefSeq and is a predicted model, not a curated record. NCBI's taxonomy places the organism in Eukaryota, Oomycota, Peronosporomycetes, Peronosporales, Peronosporaceae. Bases 1 to 933 code for a protein of 310 amino acids. The transcript has a single exon.
AUGGAUCAACUUGUCGAACAGGUCAACCAACUGAACGACCAACUGAAAAAAUCUGUGCUGGGAAAACGCAAGGUUUGCCACUCGAGCGCGAAUUCGAGUCUUUUGAACACGUUGCAUGUUAGAGUGCGAUCCUCCCGCGCGGUUCAAUUCAAGACUGAUAACAGUAUUCUACCAUUUCCGUGGGCAUACACACUCGAUGAACAUGGUGACAAAAUCUGGCUCGCCGAGGAACAGCAACGUGAUCGAUAUCGCGAAUACGUGCAAGUCAACAUCGGCGAUGCGCUCGCGAGGAACGAGCUUUGCGUGUGCGGUGUGGAAAAAGGAGAAGGUGGGAAAGAUAUUCUUUCGGUUGACGUCCCAGGGCACAACAUCACUCUUGUUGGACGCACCGACUUGAUCAUACUGAGUGAUCAGGUCUUGGAGAACCCAGUCGAAGUGAAGCUGCUGCCUGACGUGAGAUUGAUCAUUGAAGUGAAGCGAGAGGUGAAACCAAGCUCCAUCAAUCAGACUGUGUCGGAGCUGAUCGCACUAGAUAUUAUGGUUGCUGAGCAGGUGAUGGCACUCUUGACCGACUUUGGAAAGCAUUGGCAGUUUUUUUGGGUCGCCGACCCGACUAACAGCGAAGGUAUCAUCCAAUCGGUGAUUAUUAAUAAUCCUAGCAAGGCGUUUGCGGUGAUCAGGACACUACUCGACCAGUCACCAAGUGCUGGUGCUGAUGCAGCGAUCGGCCUACCGUGCGUCAAAGCACCUAUCAAGCGACAGAAGCUUUCUGGUGUCCUGGUCUCCAGCGGAGAGGAUAGCGGUACUGGUAUUCGCGAGAGCUUGGAACGAUACUAUGACAUCGCCAGUAUAUUAGGCCCCGACAUGGACAUGGCGCGUGCUGUAGCUAGACAGGUCACCCGAUCUAUUCCCACGUUGAGUUAUUUCAGCUAA